Messenger RNA from Thalassophryne amazonica, 634 nucleotides. RefSeq names its product retinol binding protein 4, like (gene rbp4l). The transcript is spliced from 7 exons. NCBI's taxonomy places the organism in Eukaryota, Metazoa, Chordata, Actinopteri, Batrachoidiformes, Batrachoididae. The coding region runs from base 12 to 605 and encodes 197 amino acids. The record is from RefSeq and is a predicted model, not a curated record. Gene Ontology annotation, molecular function: retinol transmembrane transporter activity; retinoid binding.
AACACUUCAGAAUGGACGUCCAAAUUUAUGCCCUGGUGAUGCUCUUUCUGACCCGUGCGGAGCGCAGCCUAGGCUCCUGUGUGGUGGACAGCUUCACAGUCAAAGAGGACUUUGACCCACAAAGAUAUGCAGGGAAGUGGUACGCCCUGCAGAAGAAGGACCCUGAGGGUUUGUUCCUGCAGGAUAACAUCUCUGCUGAAUACACUGUUGGUGAUGAUGGAGCCAUGGUGGCUUCAUCCAGAGGCAGAGUCACUAUUUUUGGAUUCUGGGUUGUUUGUGCCGACAUGGCUGCUCAGUACACGGUGCCUGACCCCAGCACCCCUGGCAAAAUGUUCAUGAACUAUCAGGGCCUGGCCAGCUACUUGUCCAGUGGCGGUGACAACUACUGGGUCAUUGACACAGACUACGACAACUACGCCAUCACCUACGCCUGCCGCACCCUGAAGGAUGAUGGAAGCUGUGAGGAUGGCUACGCCCUGGUCUUCUCCCGGAACCCCCGUGGCCUCCCGCCUGCCAUCCAGAGGAUCGUCCGCCAAAAACAGGACGAAAUCUGCAUGGCUGGACAGUUCCAGCCCGUGCUACAAUCUGGAGCGUGUCCAGCAUAAACCAGAGUCACCGAGCAAACCUUCAAAAA